AUGGCUUGCAAUAGCUCUGCAGUAACAUAUGUUCCAUUGUAUGACACCCUUGGUCCUAAUGCUGUGGAGUUUAUCAUAAACCAUGCUGAAGUUUCAAUCGCAUUUGUUCAAGAAAAUAAGAUUGCAUCAAUUUUGUCAUGUCUUGGUCGGUGUUCUUCAAAUCUUAAAACUAUUGUGAGCUUUGGAAAUGUUUCAGCCGCACAAAAGAAGGAAGCUGAGGAAUUUGGCGCGUCCUGCUUCUCCUGGGAAGAGUUUCUCCAGUUGGGAAGUUUAGAUUGGGAUCUACCACUGAAAAAGAAGACUGACAUUUGCAAAAUAAUGUACACAAGUGGAACAACCGGAGAACCGAAAGGUGUCAUUAUUAAGAAUGAGGCAUUCAUGUCUGAAGUGUUGUCUAUUGAUCAAAUUAUCAUGUUAACAGACAGAGUGAUUAACAAUUUAAAUUCUGAUUACAAUUUAGUAUCAAUAUAUCAACACGAAGAAACUAAGCGGACUAUCAUAAGGCUGGAGCAGGGUGUUCACUCUUUCACGCAAAAAGCCAUGGCUUCACACGGAGCAUUGGCAAUGUUAUAUGGCUGCCACUCAAAUUACUAUAUCAAGAAACCUGAGGUACAAGAAGAAGCGCAAAAUGGACAAGUAGAAUUGGAAAAACAUGUCAUCACAAAGACAUUGACUAAGCCAUCUGAGGCAUAUUAUGAUGCCAAAAACCUCCCUCUAAAGGUUUACAGCUUGUAG
Molecule: messenger RNA, 735 nt
Organism: Vicia faba (fava bean)
Lineage: Eukaryota; Viridiplantae; Streptophyta; Magnoliopsida; Fabales; Fabaceae
Source: the annotation of a GenBank genome assembly